UCAGUACAAACGGAACUGGUUUUGAGCGGGAGGCGGGGGCGCUGCUCAAUGCAUUUCAUCGCUCUCCACCUUCAUCUCGGCGUAUCGAGACUUAACCCGGGGUCGCCACCAGCACAGCAAUGCAAACACUGGGAUUCCAGAGCCGAUUCCACGUGCAGCAAACACUGGGACUCCAGAGCCGAUUCCACGUGCAGCAAGCACUGGGACUCCAGAGCCGAUUCCACGUGCAGCAAACACUGGGACUCCAGAGCCGAUUCCACGUGCAGCAAACACCGGGACUCCAGAGCCGGUCCCAUGUGCAGCAAACACUGGGACUCCAGAGCCGAUUCCACGUGCAGCAAACACUGGGGCUCCAGAGCCGAUUCCACGUGCAGCAAACACCGGGACUCCAGAGCCGGUCCCACGUGCAGCAAACACUGGGACUCCAGAGCCGAUUCCACGUGCAGCAAACACCGGGACUCCAGAGCCGGUCCCACGUGCAGCAAACACCGGGACUCCAGAGCCGAUUCCACGUGCAGCAAACACUGGGACUCCAGAGCCGGUCCCACGUGCAGCAAACACUGGGACUCCAGAGCCGGUUCCAUGUGCAGCAGCGUUACAGGUGCACGCAGGAAAUAGCAGCGGACGCGCUCCAGUCUGUUAAACGCGCCAUGCUUUGGACGCUGGAAGCAGAUGGUUCAAAUAGCCGGUGGUUUAUUUUAGGGGGUGUUUAUUAUGGGGUUGCGAGCGGAAUGGACACCUCCUGGUAAAGUGAUCCGAGGGUUGCUCCCGGACCGCGGCAGAGAGCAGGCAGGGAUCGGAUCGGAGCGCAGCGUUUUACCAGCGGUGAACGUGAUGCUGCGGAAGAUCGCCGUGGCCGCUGCCUCCAAGCCUGCGGUGGAGAUCCGGCAGGAUGGGGAGUCGUUCUACAUCAAGACCUCCACCACGGUGCGGACCACCGAGAUCAGCUUCACGGUGGGGCAGGACUUCACCGAGCAGACUGUGGACGGGAGACCCUGCCGGAGCUCCCCUUGCUGGGACACAGACUCCCGAAUCCACUGUGCACAGACCCUGCUGAAGGGGGAGGGGCCCCAAACCUCCUGGACCCGCGAGAUAACCAACGACGGGGAACUCAUACUGACGAUGAGAGCUGACGAUGUGAUCUGCACCAGAGUGUACACGAGAGAGUGAGGAGAGAGGAAGCAAAGAAACAAACCAACAGCGAUGAGGAAACGCUUUCAUUAGGAUCUGAAUCUAACUGGAGCAGCAAGAUCUACCAGCUACCCCCCCUUCUAUCGCAGAAACACCCAUCCCUCCCACAUCAUCCAUACACACACACACCCAUCCCUCCCAUCCACCCAUCCCUACACACACACCUAUCCCUCCCACAUCAUCCAUAUACACACACACAUCCCUCCCAUCCACCCAUCCAUCUCGCCCAUCCCUACACACACACACACACCCAUCCCUCCCAUCCACCCAUCCAUCUCACCCAUCCCUACACACACACCUAUCCAUCCAUACACACACACACACACACCCAUCCCUCC
Messenger RNA from Acipenser ruthenus (sterlet), 1529 nucleotides. Its product is annotated as cellular retinoic acid-binding protein 2-like. Lineage: Eukaryota; Metazoa; Chordata; Actinopteri; Acipenseriformes; Acipenseridae. The record is from RefSeq and is a predicted model, not a curated record. Gene Ontology annotation, biological process: fatty acid transport. Gene Ontology annotation, molecular function: fatty acid binding. The coding region runs from base 715 to 1170 and encodes 151 amino acids. Gene Ontology annotation, cellular component: cytosol; nucleus. The transcript has 4 exons.